Molecule: messenger RNA, 2756 nt
Organism: Pleuronectes platessa (European plaice)
Lineage: Eukaryota; Metazoa; Chordata; Actinopteri; Pleuronectiformes; Pleuronectidae
Gene: elovl4a
Product: ELOVL fatty acid elongase 4a
Exons: 7
Coding region: 238-1194 (318 amino acids)
Biological process (GO): fatty acid elongation, saturated fatty acid; very long-chain fatty acid biosynthetic process; fatty acid elongation, monounsaturated fatty acid
Cellular component (GO): endoplasmic reticulum; endoplasmic reticulum membrane
Molecular function (GO): fatty acid elongase activity
Source: RefSeq, a predicted model, not a curated record
AGCAGACGCAGUGGAGGCUGGGGUUGUCCCGAAUAGACUAAUUGAGACCGUCGCUGUGAACUCAGCGGCUGCUUUCAUCCUCCUCGGUCUGUGGACGCGGAACACUUGAAUCCGUCUGAUAGAAACUGGGAUCGGUGGAUCAGAGCGGGCAGAAUCACGCACGGUGCGCGGGCCUGCGCUGAAUGUCAUAACACAGGGAUAUUCUGCAAAGCACCGACACGGUCACCGGCCACAACCAUGGAGGUUGUGACACAUUUUAUCAAUGACACCAUAGAAUUCUACAAAUGGACCCUAACCAUUGCAGACAAGCGAGUGGCGAAAUGGCCUCUGAUGAACAACCCCCUGCCCACACUGGCCAUCAGCACCUCCUACUUGCUCUUUCUCUGGCUGGGGCCCAAAUACAUGAAGAACAGAGAACCCUUCCAGCUCCGCAAGACCCUCAUUGUCUACAACUUCAGCAUGGUCUUCCUCAACUUCUUCAUCUUCAAAGAGCUGUUUUUGGCGGCGCGGUCUGCAAGCUACAGUUACAUCUGUCAACCGGUGGAUUAUUCAGAGGACCCCAAUGAAGUCAGGGUGGCAGGAGCUCUGUGGUGGUACUUCAUAUCCAAAGGCAUCGAGUACCUGGACACAGUGUUUUUCAUCCUGAGAAAGAAAUUCAACCAGGUUACCUUCCUGCACGUCUACCACCACUGCACCAUGUUCACGCUCUGGUGGAUCGGCAUCAAAUGGGUGGCAGGAGGACAGUCGUUCUUCGGUGCGCACAUGAACGCAGGGAUCCAUGUCUUGAUGUAUCUGUACUAUGGCCUGGCCUCCUGCGGACCUAAGAUCCAGAAGUACCUGUGGUGGAAGAAGUAUUUGACCAUCAUCCAGAUGGUUCAGUUCCACGUCACCAUCGGCCACACGGCCUUGUCCCUCUAUGUCAACUGCGACUUCCCCCACUGGAUGCACUACUCCCUCAUCUGCUACGCCAUCACCUUCAUCAUCCUCUUCGGCAACUUCUACUACCAGACCUAUCGCCGUCAGCUGCCCAGACGCGACGCUUCCUCCUCCUCCAAGGCAGGCAAGGGCCUCUCUAACGGGGCCCUCAACGGCCUCAGCAAGGCCAACAACGGAGCAUUGAUGGGAAGCAAAGAGGAAAAGCCCCAGGAGAACUCUGGGAGGAGGAAGAGGAAAGGAAGAGCUAAAAGGGAUUAGAGGAAGAGGUGCGAGAAGGGUUGAGGUGAGGUAGGGCCUUGCUUUGGGUUCUCGGUUGCUAGUGCUAAAACCAUGAAAGACUUCAUGUGAGGAAAAUGUAGAUGAAUGGAUGUGUUAAAGUGUGACGUGUUUAUUUUGAGCCAUGAUGCGAGUGUUGUAGAAACAAUUCUGGAGACAGGCCUGUGCUGAGAGAGGAUCAUUGUGUUAGAGAGAGGUGUCAAAGGUCGUGCUUGUAGCUGACCGUUACCACAAAUAACCCCAAAAUACAGUUGUGUUCUUGUGGUGCGGGACAGAAGUUAAUAUUCCUUCUCUUUACUGCGAUGGCAGCUUCUGGAGAUCAGGCUCGAAAAAGAACGACUUUCAGCUGUAACCUGACAAGGAAACAUCAAACGCAGCGUUAAAAUACGUACCACCGCUACGAGUGAUCCCUGCUGUACUGAGACAGGAAUACACAUCAUAGCACAUGCACAACCGUGUCAUCCUUAUAUUUGAGCUUAUUAUAUCCUUUGUUCUUCCCCUAUGCUGAUAUAAAUCUGAUGAUGAUGUACAGUAUCAUGCCAUGUCCUCAUCUUAUCCAAGAUAGUAUAGGUGUUACAUGAGAGAGACCUGCGUUUACAGAAAAUGACACCUACGCUGUUAUCCGCGAAUUUGUGAAGACAGAGACGUCAUUUUUUUUACUUAUUUCUUAUCAUGGACUCUCACUUCAGCUACAUUUUAAAGAAGGAAAGUAGAUAAAUAUCCAGAGGUAAGAUGUACAUGGAAAAAGAAAAAACAUAGAUUUCUAACCCUCCCUUUGAGACCGGGCUGAGAUUGUUUCAUCACCGUUCAAAGAUGAAAUAAUCAUCAACUGCAGCUCACCGAAGGUUAAAAUUUAUAUUUUCUAUUUCUGUAUACAACCAUUACAUGUUUUUAUAUAUCCCUACUUGUAUGUAAUGUGAUGAAAUAUAAUGAAUAUUAUCCGGAGAAAUAAUGAAUCUUGGUGAUUAUCUCAGUGUUUUGAAAAUGAAGCCGGUGGAGUUUUUGUCUUUGCAGAUAUUUACUUGUCUUUUUAUAUCCUCUCUGACGUCGUCGUUUGUCCUACACGCUGGUGAAAAUGAAAGAAGCUGUGGAGGUCUGGGGGAACGAGCUCACAGCCUCGUUCCACCCUGAGUUGACUAUACGCAGAUUUUCCUCCAGUAGUCAAUCAAAUAUUUACGUCUGUAUACGUUUUCAGGCUCGAUCCCUAUCCUGAGCUGGCUUGAAUGUAAAUUAAUCAGGGGAAAACGAAUUUGGAUAUAAAAAGAUGAAAGUUAUGGUUUAUUUACAAAUAGACUGUGUAUGUUCUGCCACUAUGAAGAAUAACUUUGCUCUGUCUGUAGUAUAUAGAGAUAAAUCAGUGGUCGGCUCUAUAUCUGCAAAUCCAGCUCUAUGUCAUCAUCAUUCAACCAAUGCAUUUUGAUGUUAUUUAUCGGUUUGUUCUAUUUAUUUUCAUGUAAAUACCAAACUCCAUCUAGCUGAGAGCGCUCGUCUGUGUAUUUGUGUUCUUUUUGUGUUGUACAUAUGACAUUGUGAUAUUUUGUACU